AUGGCUCGUAUCUGGCGCGAAUACGUUGCUCCUGAUGGUAGGAAAUACUAUUACAAUGCUGUUACCAAACAAUCUACUUGGCAUAAGCCAGAAUCCCUUGAUGAAAUGGAUGAGAAUAGAGGAGUGAAAAGAUUCAAAAAAAUUGAAUCAAAACCACAUGUAGCUUUGGAGCUAUACCACGGUUGGCACCUAGUAAUCUGUGAUACUGGCAAGAAGUUUUAUUACAAUGUAGAAACCAACGAAUCUGCUUGGAAUCUUCCUGAUGAAGGAAGUCGAAAUCUAAUUGAUGCCUUGGAUAAAAAUAAAUUAGUGGCACUAAUAGGAUUGGCAAGAGGUUAUUCACCUGGUGGAUUGCACAUUUAUGAGGAAUUGGUAACGGAUUUGGUAAAAUUGAGACAGGAAAGAGAAGCUAAGAGGGCAGAAGGAGAUCAAGAGAAAGACGAAGCAACUGGGGAAGAGGUAAAGGAUGAAGAUGAAGAGAAAGACAAAGCAAAUGGGGAAGAGGUAAAGGAAGAAGAUCGGGAUCAGAAUGAUGGGGAGGAUAAUGAUGCGCAAAAUGGCUUAGUUGCAGGGUAUAGUUCAUCGUCAGAAAGUGAAGAUGAAGGUGAAGGUGAAGGUGAAGGCGAGGAGCCGCUGAAUAUUCCAAUAACGGAAUCUGUCGAAGAACCUGUAGAUAUCUCUGGGGAUAAAAAGGCACUAUGGGAUUUAUUCACCAGGUAUGACUUAAAUCCUUAUUCAGCUUGGCCAUUUGAAAUGAAAAAAAUUCGUGAUGAUCCUGAUUUCCUCAGAGUUUUAGAUGAUUCAGUUAGAGAGGAUGUAUUUGAAGAAUGGUGUGCACAUGCUAUAUCGGGAGACCAAGUUGAGCCAGUGGAUGAGAUAAAAUCGGAAGAUUUUGAUGAAGAGGAGGAUCUUGAACCCACAAAGUACCAUUAUUUGGCUCAUAUUGUUUCUAAAUCAAAUAUUACUCCGACAACGAUAUUCAUGGAUAUUAAAAAUGAUAACAAAUCUUCAUUCAAAAAAUAUAAUAUUAAAGAUUUUCUUACCUCCAAGAAAGAUCAGGAAUCAUUUGUCUCGAAACUGUUAUUUUAUUAUAAAAGGAUGAAGUUGGAAGAAAGAAAAGAAGUAUUCGUCCAGCUUUUAAAACAAAACGGUAAGACGAUCGAAGAAAACCUUUCUAAUGACAUGGAUAAGGUGCGACACUGUCUGGCUCAAGAAAUCGACUCUAAUGAUCCAUAUGCUGUAGAGACAAAACUUUUCAAGAUGGAAAAAUUCAUGGGACUAUGGGGGAAUUUAUCGGAUUUAGUGGAAGAACCCAAAUACUAUAUUUUGGGCAUUCGUGACAAAAUGCUAGAAUUGAACGAUUAUUUAAAAAUAUAUGUAUAG
Zygosaccharomyces rouxii is the source of this 1383-nucleotide messenger RNA. RefSeq names its product Urn1p (gene URN1). The transcript has a single exon. Gene Ontology annotation, cellular component: U1 snRNP; U2-type prespliceosome. Gene Ontology annotation, molecular function: RNA binding; protein binding. The coding region runs from base 1 to 1383 and encodes 460 amino acids. NCBI's taxonomy places the organism in Eukaryota, Fungi, Ascomycota, Saccharomycetes, Saccharomycetales, Saccharomycetaceae. The record is from RefSeq and is a predicted model, not a curated record. Gene Ontology annotation, biological process: mRNA cis splicing, via spliceosome.